Messenger RNA from Histoplasma mississippiense, 1977 nucleotides. RefSeq names its product phosphoenolpyruvate carboxykinase. Bases 1 to 1977 code for a protein of 658 amino acids. Lineage: Eukaryota; Fungi; Ascomycota; Eurotiomycetes; Onygenales; Ajellomycetaceae. Gene Ontology annotation, molecular function: ATP binding; phosphoenolpyruvate carboxykinase (ATP) activity. The record is from RefSeq and is a predicted model, not a curated record. Gene Ontology annotation, cellular component: cytosol. The transcript is spliced from 6 exons. Gene Ontology annotation, biological process: gluconeogenesis.
AUGGCUUCCGGUUCUGCUUCGGGUGCAGGCUCGUCUCCCCUGGGCCCGGCUACGGCUGCGGCUGCUGCUGCUGCUGCUACUCGUGCUGCCAUUCAUAUACCCCCGAAUCCCCCUCGCUGCUCCUCCUCCUCCAACCCAGUCCCGCCCACCCUCGCCGCCUUCUCCGACUUCUCCGACUUUGCCAGACAGCUGCAGGCUAAGCAACAGCAUUCCAACUACCACUCCUCCUCGCUGUCCACCUCGCUCAAAGACAUGGUUGCCGCUUCGGUAAACCGCACCUCGCUGCAUCCCUCGGGUGUCCAGCCUGGCGUGGGACACACAGAACUCGAGGAAGAACUCCAUGAAACUGCCCACAUCGACUACGAGCGGGUAUCAAUUAUCGCCAACCCAGCUGUCCCCUCCCUAUACGAAGAUGCGUUGGUCUACGAAACAGGCACCGCCAUCACCUCUACCGGUGCCCUGACUGCCUACUCGGGCGCAAAGACUGGCAGAUCGCCGCUCGACAAGCGAAUUGUAAAGGAGCCCUCGUCCGAGAAUGAAGUCUGGUGGGGGCCUGUAAACAAGCCCAUGUCGCCUGAGGUCUGGAGAAUCAACAGGGAACGCGCUGUCGACUAUCUCAACACCAGAAACCGCAUCUACGUCAUCGAUGGCUUUGCCGGCUGGGACGAGCGCUACAGAAUCAGCGUCAGGGUCGUCUGCGCCCGUGCCUACCAUGCCCUCUUCAUGCGCAACAUGCUCAUCCGGCCCUCGAGUGAGGAGCUCAAGUCCUUCCACCCGGACUAUGUCAUCUACAACGCCGGCUCCUUCCCCGCCAACAGAUGGACUGAGGGAAUGACCUCCGCCACGUCUAUCGCCAUCAACUUUGCCGAAAAGGAGAUGGUCAUCCUCGGCACUGAGUAUGCUGGCGAGAUGAAGAAGGGCGUCUUCACCGUGUUGUUCUACGAAAUGCCCGUCAAGCACAACGUGCUCACCUUGCACUCGUCCGCCAACCAGGGCCCGGACGGCGAUGUCACUGUUUUCUUCGGCCUUUCUGGCACUGGCAAAACGACCCUAUCAGCCGAUCCCAAGCGAGCAUUGAUUGGUGAUGACGAGCACUGCUGGACUGACCGUGGUGUCUUCAACAUUGAAGGAGGGUGCAUCGGUUUGUCCGCAGAAAAAGAGCCUGAUAUUUUCAAUGCAAUCCGCUUCGGAGCCGUAUUGGAGAAUGUCGUCUUCGAUCCCACAACCAGAGUGGUUGACUAUGACGAUUCAACUCUCACCGAGAACACCCGAUGUGCCUACCCAAUCGAAUACAUUGAUAAUGCCAAAAUCCCUUGCAUCGCUGAAGCCCACCCCAAGAACAUCAUCCUCCUCACAUGUGACGCCCGCGGCGUCCUCCCACCCAUCUCCAAACUAACCACCGAACAAACUAUGUUCCACUUCAUCUCCGGUUACACUUCCAAGAUGGCCGGCACCGAGGACGGCGUCACUGAGCCCCAGGCCACGUUUUCCUCCUGUUUCGCCCAACCUUUCCUCGCACUCCACCCCAUGCGCUACGCCCGCAUGCUUGCCGAUAAAAUCUCCCAACACAAAGCCAACGCCUGGCUGCUCAACACUGGCUGGGUUGGCGCCGGCGCCACCACGGGCGGCAAACGCUGCCCGCUCAAAUACACCCGUGCCAUCCUCGACGCCAUCCACAGCGGCGAGCUCGCCAAAGCAGAGUACGAAGUCUACGAUGUCUUCAACCUCUUCGUCCCCAAGUCCUGCGCGGGCGUGCCCAGCGAGCUCCUCAACCCGAAGACAAGCUGGACCGCCUCCACCCCCUUCGAGAACGAGGUCAACAAACUCGCCGUGCUAUUCAAUGAGAACUUCAAGAAGUAUUCCGAUGAGGCUACCAAGGAGGUCCUUGCGGCUGCACCUGUCGUGUCUGGUAGCGGUGCUGCUGCUGUUGCGGGGGUAAAUGGCGCCAAGCCCUCGACGAACGGGGCUUCGGCUUGA